AUGUUUUAUUUAUCACUCGCAGUUGCACAAGAGGAGCAAAACAAUCUGCAAACAUAUAUCGUUUGGGUUCAAAGGCCAGUCUUCCAGAAUUCUUUUGCACAAUCUCAUGAAGAUCUGGAGAGUUGGUAUCAGUCAUUUUUGCCUGAAACCAGUGCAAAAUCAAACCAGCUGAUGACGCAGAGAAUGGUUCAUACAUACCACAACGUGGCCAUAGGGUUUGCAGCAAAACUUACACCAGAGGAAGUGAAGGAAAUGGGAAAGAAAGAAGGGUUUGUGUCAGCUCAUCCAGAGAGAAUUCUGCCUUUGCUCACAACUCAUAGUCUUGACUUGGGUGCAAGCAAAGGGAAAGCAACAGGGAGAGCUCCAUUGGACCAAGCUGGCCAUGGCACCCACACGUCUAGCACAGCUGCUGGAAAUUUUGUGGAAGGCGUAAGUGCGUUUGGAGUGUCAAAUGGCACAGCUGUUGGCAUGGCGCCUUAUGCUCACUUGGCCAUUUACAGAGUCUGUGGCCUUGAUUGUGCUGAAGGUGACGUUUUGGCUGCAAUGGAUGCUGCUAUUCAUGAUGGUGUGGAUGUGCUCUUCCUCUCACUUGGCUGGCCCUCGAUUCCUUUCUAUGAGGAUGUGAUUGCAGUUGGCACAUUUGGAGCAAUCUCCAUGGAUUCUCACUGUUGGAGCAAGCACCACGGACAGAAUAUUAAACUUACACCUACAGCCACAAUCUUGUUCAAUGGCUCCACAUCAGAUCCACUCGCUCCAAAGGUUGCUACAUUUUCAUCAAGAGGACCAAACACUGCAAGCCCUGGAAUUCUUAAACCUGAUAUCAUUGGACCUGGUGUCGACAUCCUAGCUGCAUGGCCUUUUGCCAUGGACUGGACACAAUCUAAUGCAACAUUUAACAUAAUGUCAGACGUAUUUGCAAUCGGUGCAGGCCAUGUUAGCCCUUCGAAAGCAAAUAACCCAGGGCUCAUCUACAACACACAACCAGAGGAUUACAUUCCUUAUUUGUGUGGUUUGAAUUACACAGACAAACAGAUACAGGUCAUCACCCGAAAAACAGUGAACUGCUCUCAAAUUGGGGUCAUACCACAAGCACAACUAAACUAUCCUUCAUUUUCUAUUACAACAGGAUCCAAUGAGACAGAGUCUCAGUAUUAUACAAGGACAGUGAGGAACAUUGGCCCGGCUAGUUCAACUUACAACUUGGAUCUUUUUGUACCACAUAAAAUGGGCAUGAGUGUGAAACCUGAGGUGCUUACAUUCACAGAGGUCAACCAGGAGAUUACAUACCAUGUGGAGUUUAUUGCAGAAGAUGGUGCUGGCAAGGAUGGUGUAGCAUUUGGUCAGGGGUAUUUGAGAUGGGUUUCUGAUAAGCAUAUUGUUACUAGCCCCAUAUCUGUGAUCUUUGACUCUAAGUAG
This is a messenger RNA of Prunus armeniaca (apricot), 1416 nucleotides long. NCBI's taxonomy places the organism in Eukaryota, Viridiplantae, Streptophyta, Magnoliopsida, Rosales, Rosaceae. The record is from the annotation of a GenBank genome assembly.